AUGAGCUCCUGUUGGGCGUCGGACGACGGAAAGAAUAUGCCGGUAGUUUUAUUACCAUCGAUAUUCAUUUUGGCGGCCACGAGUGUGGCGUACGCCCGACGGGCGGCCCGACGGCGCUGUAGAAAAACACAGCAAACGGCCUCCGAUUUGACAAAACCAUCGGCCGACUGGUCGAGCACUGCAGACACCCCCCGCGCCGAACACACGCCCGACUCCUGUGUCACUUGCAUUACGAACGGCUCGAACACCAUUUGGUUGGCUGCGAUCAAUAACUUCGGUAUAGGGGGUGCGAACGCACACGUAUUGCUCGAACCCAACCCUAAAGUGGGAACCAGUGAUGGACUGAAAAUCGCGGAAACGAUUCCCAGAAUUGUUAACAUUUGCGGCCGAACUGACGAUGCGGUCAAUUAUGUCAUGGAUUUUAUACAAAACAAUCCAAAGCGAGUGACGAAUGAGUUUUUGGCACUUUUGGCGCAGACUAUGAAAUACACGCCUAAUGUUAACUCAUCGGGAAUGCCAUACAGAGGUUCGCUUAUAAUAACGAAAAUUUUGGAUAAAAACAAUGAAACAAAUUACGAAUACAAGAGACAGUUGGGAGUAAUGAAAAGCAAAAAUACAAGACCCCUAUGGCUACUAUUCCCGGGUUUGGGCGGCCAGUGGUCGGCGAUGGCUAAGGCUUUGAUGCCAAUCAAGAUAUUCGCCGAUAAAGUGGAAGAAUGCCAUCAAAUACUCAAUGAGUUUGGCAUCGAUUUGAAACACAUGUUAUUAUCCGACGACAAGACAGCGAUGUCUACAAUGACCGCAAAGUUCUGUUCGACGACUGCUAUAGAGAUAGCGUUGUUUGAAGUGAUGAAAGCGCUGGACAUCACACCCGACGGCAUAAUUGGCCACUCGUUUGGAGAGAUAAAACGGCGAUCGUCCAUAGCCUGCGCUUACGCUGACGGGUGUCUCGACACAAGGGAAGCGAUGGUUGUGACGUCCAUACGAGGGAUUGUCACCGAAAAUACUAAGAAUAUACCUAAAGGUCUGAUGGCUGUCGUCGGUCUACCGGUGGCCGACUGUCAGCAGUUGUUACCGAACGGCGUGUAUAUCGCCUGUAAUAACGCUAAGGACAGUGUUGUUAUAUCUGGACUGGAAAAUGAGAUGAAAGAGACAAUGAAAGCGUUGUCCGCGAAGCGUAUAUUUGUUCGCCAAUUAGAGAGCAGUAAUAUUGCCUAUCAUUCAAAAUACAUCGAAACCUGUGGCCAACCGUUGGCGGAGGCCAUCAAUAAACACAUACCGGAGCCGAAGCCGCGAUCGACGAAAUGGUUGUCCACAUCGCUCAUGGUAUCUGAGCUGACGGACCAUAGGCUAAAGUGCGCUUCGGGCGAGUACUUUGCCUAUAAUUUGGUUAACCCUGUACAGUUUUAUGAUCGGAUUAAACAAUUGCCCGCCGACGCCAUUGUACUAGAGUUGGGUCCGCACUCACUGUUUGGCAAAAUAGCGACCGAAACGCUCGGGCAGUGCUCUUACGUGUCGCUCAUCAAAAAGGACUCAAACGAUACAAAUAUGGAUCGUUUUCUACGAUCAUUGGCCACACUCUACGAGUUGGGCGUCAAUCUGUCGGUCGAGCGGCUGUACCCGCGCGUGGAGUGGCCGGUGGCCAGGAAUACGCCGGCGAUUAACUCACUCAUCAAAUGGGAUCACCGAAAGCCGAUCCGCGACCGCAUAUUCCCGGAGCGCUGGAGUCGCCGAAACGGCGCCGACGCCAACGUUGAGAUCAAUUGCUCGGCAAAUGAUUACCACUUUUAUUUGGACCACUCGGUCGACGGUCAGCCUAUAUUGCCGGCCACCGGGUAUUUGCUGCUGGCGUGGCGUAAAUUGGCCUACGACCAGGGCAAAUUGUGGCACCAGGUGCCCGUAGUAUUUGAGAAUGUUCAGUUCAAAAGGGCCGUGUUUUUGAACGAGGACAGUACCACCAAACUUACUGUCAAAUAUUUUCCAUUAACCGGCGACUUUUGUAUCUACGAGAACGACAACGUAUGCGUUUCGGGCAAAAUGCGUGCGCCGGCCGACGACGACGCGCUCACCGCACAGCACACCCUAUUGGACGGCGAGCCGCGACUAUUGGGCGCCCAAUACUCGCUCCAGACUCACGACAUAUACACGGAGUUACGUAUUAUUGGCUUAGAGUACGGGCCGGCGUUUCAACGGCUGCGACGGGUUGGCACCGACGACUAUCGGGUGUUUUACGGCCGCUGCCAAUGGGACGGCAACUUUGUCACUUAUAUGGACGCCCUGUUACAGUCGCGAGCCCUGUCGGUGCCGUUUCGCAAAAUGCUGUUACCGGUGCUCAUCCGGAAACUAACUGUCGACCCGCGCGUUAUGUUUGACGCUUUCAAUCGCAAUAAGUGCGGUGAGGAGGGGGUGAAGCGCGUGGAGGGGGUGUCGCCUACCGGCGCCCAUAUCGCCUCAAAUCCGAGUAAAGUAAACAUCGAUGUCGAUAACGAAAUGGGCGAACUCGGGUUGUAUACCAACGACCAAACGGUGCCUAUAGUGUCGGCGCCGGCACUCGACACAGCGAAGGCCCGUUUCAAUCACCGGUUCUCUCAAUACAAGUCCGAAAUAACGUUUUAUUACAACUCAGAGACCAAACAAUUGGUGGCGCCGGGCGUUGAGCUCGAAGAGGUGAUUGUGGCGCCCGUUGCCCGCCGUCACGACACCACUGGUCUCGUGUUAGACACCGACGAGUUUUACGCCAACGAUGACAAUCAUGCAAUAGAUCAUUGCCUAUCAGCCGCUAUGGCUAAAUAUUUACAGGUUUGCAAAUCACUGGCUGUGAAAGUAAAACAAUUGGGUUUCGCAGAAAUGAAAUGUGAUUUCAAUUACGAUAACUUAGGCGAAGAAGUGAUACAAGAAUUUCGCAAAGAAUGUAACGAAAAUCACGUUAUGUUUCGUACGUUUGAUAAAAUACUAACAGAAGUUAUGGACAAAAAUCGUAACAAAAUUAAUAGCAAAAAAGUGCAAAACAUUAUGAAUGAAAUACAAAUAAAUAGUGAAUACGAUAUGAGUAAAGAUGUGGUCAAUCAGAUCCAGAGGAAUGAGCGUAUGAUCAGAGCGUUGGUCGAAAUUUUUUCUGGCCAAAAGGUCAAUCAGAUCCAGAGGAAUGAGCGUAUGAUCAGAGCGUUGGUCGAAAUUCAAUGGUUUGGUGUAUUGCAAGCAAAACAGACCGCACGUAUAGAUGCGGAUAAAACGAUGGAUACGGUAUGGCUUUUGGCUCAGGACUCGUCAAUCAAUGGUAUCAUUGGUUUAAUGAAUUGUUUGCGAUUAGAACCGGGAGGAAAAAAGUUCCGAUAUAUAUUCAAUAUGGACACCAAUAGCGACAACAAUGUCAUUGACUUCAAUAGCAAACCCUAUUCCGAUAUAUUGGCCAACGAUUUAGCCGCCAAUGUUAUCAAAGAGGGAAAAUUGGGAACUUAUAGACACUUUAAAGUGGUCGCAGACUAUGAUAAAUGUGUGUCAAAUGAUUAUUAUCUAAACUCAGGGGCGAAGAAAGACUUGACGGGAAUUGAAUGGUUUGAUUCCCGGAAAAUACCCGAAAUUAAAACUUUCUAUACGUCUGAUAAUAAAGAGGUUCGCAAAACACGUGUUGAGAUAUAUUGCGCCGGCAUUUCAUUUCACGAAGUGAUGCUCGCUUCUGGUCGUAUAACCCCCGGAGCGGAGCAACUGUUCACCGAUUGUGUGAUGGGCUGCGAAUACGUGGGCCGACGCGUGGAUACCGGAGAACGGGUGAUGGGAAUCGAUACUCACCGUACGUUCGCCACAUCAGUGAACGCAAACAUUCAUAGCAUGACCACAAUUCCCGAGCACUGGUCGAUGGCAGAGGCGGCCACUAUAGUGGGCACAUAUUGUACAGUGUAUUACGCGCUCAUCAAAAGGGCUAAUCUUAAACAA
Medioppia subpectinata is the source of this 3933-nucleotide messenger RNA. The record is from the annotation of a GenBank genome assembly. NCBI's taxonomy places the organism in Eukaryota, Metazoa, Arthropoda, Arachnida, Sarcoptiformes, Oppiidae.